AUGUCAAAACGAAAACUUCAAUUAUUGCAAGCCCUAAACCAUGAAAAUUCGGGUUUGAUGUGGAAUCAUUCCUCUGCAUCCUCUUCCAUGCCUUUCACUAUUGCUGGAAUGAACACAACAGCUUUGAGUUCUUCAUCAUCCGAUGUUGAAACGUCUUCUAGUACCAAAGGUUCUACAUUGAAAUCUAGUACCACUGCAACAAACGAAGAUUCAUGUAAUUCAUUCGUUGUUCCCAUGUUACAACAGCAACAACAAAAACGAUUAAAAUCCAAUCAUCAUGUUACAGAAAAAUUAUCGGGAAAGGAUUUUUAUCAAGUUCAGGAAGAAAUGGAAUGCCAAUACCAAGAAGAAAAGAAAGAGAAGGAAGAAAUUGAGAAGGAAAAUAAGGCUUUUAAUGAAAAAUUGGAAAAGAAGGAGGCUUUGAAAAAUGUUUUCAAAUCGGAGCCAAAUUAUGUUAAAUUAAAUUUGAGAAGAAAAACUUUCAAGUCGAAAAGAAGGUUUAAAGGAAGCAGUAAAAAGUAUGGAAAUGCAUUGUCAAAGAAAGAUCUUGAAUUAUUGAAAGAUCAAGAUAACAACAAUAUUGAUGAUGAAAAUGAAAUAAUUGGGGAUGAUAGUGAGAAUGACGAUGAAACGAAUGACACCACCCCUUCUGAAUCUAGUCUCUCUUUAGGAUAUUCACUGGAAGAUAUCUUGAACUCCAAGCAAGUUGCUGAAAUAGUUUUAAAGGAACACUUUUCACAUGAUUCAUUUAGAUCGGGGCAAUAUGAAACAAUUUCAAGAAUUUUGAGAAAAGAGUCUGCUUUGCUGAUUUCUGUCACUGGAAGUGGUAAAUCGACGUGUUAUCAGUAUCCUGCUCUGUGUCUAACAUGUACCAAGAAAGAGUUUGUUAUUGUAGUUUCACCUUUAAUUUCCUUAAUGGAAGAUCAAAUGCAAAACCUUAUACCUAGCUUACGAGGGGCAUUGAUGACCAAUCAUCAAUCAAGUCAACAACGUUCAAAAAUCAUGAAUGAUAUCAGAAAAGGACUUGUAAAGAUACUAUUUAUUUCUCCAGAAAGGCUUUGUGAUGCUAGGUUUAUUGAGAGUGCUAAACAACUUCCUCCCAUUUCAUUUGCCUGUAUUGAUGAGGCCCAUUGUAUGUCAGAAUGGUCACAUAAUUUUAGGCCUUCAUAUUUGAGCGUGAAAAAUGUUCUCGAGAAGGAUCUUGGUGUAUCCACCAUAUUAGCCCUAACAGGAACAGCUACAAAAUCAACAGAACAAUCAAUUUGUGACUAUUUACACAUUCCUGCAGAGAAUGUUUCAAGACAAACACUAGCACGCCACAAUCUUGUAAAAACUGUUUCUCUGGGAUUACCAAGCAAAUUUACCGCUGUUCUCAAUCUCCUCAACAGCGAUCGAAUGAAAGGAUAUAGAGAUUCUGUUAUUAUUUAUACCAUGCUAAGGAAAGAUGCUGAACAGCUAUGCAGUCAUUUAAUAAUGAAUGGAAUCCACGCAAUACCAUACCAUGCAGGAAUUGAAGCAUCCAGGAGAAAAGAAAUUCAAACUCAGUUCAUGAACAAAGAAAUUAAUAUUAUUGUUGCCACAGUUGCCUUUGGUAUGGGAAUAUCCAUUUCAGGUGUACAGUCGGUUAUUCACUUCAAUUUACCAAGAUCUAUCGAGAGCUAUGUGCAAGAAAUUGGACGUGCAGGAAGAGAUGGCUCUCCAGCUCAAUGCCACAUCUUCUUUGAUGAAGACGAUUAUGUAAUUUCUCGAUCUCUGUGCUACAGCAACUACGUUGAUAUUUUUACUGUGAAAAAACUGAUUCAGAAAAUAUUUUCAAAGAAUGCAGAAAAAGGUCACAUGUGUGUGUUAGGAAUGAAACAAUUAGAAAAGCAUUUAGACCUUAAAGAAGAAGUAAUUUCUACUCUUCUUACCAUUCUUCACAACAAAGGUUUUAUUAAGCUCCUUUCGAACACCAAUCACAUUUAUACGAUAUUUUUCAUGAAGACUACUCCUGCCGAAUUGGCAAAGAAACACUCUUGGCUCAAGACAGCCAUGUCCAACUCGAAAGCAACCUCAAAGUUUGAAAUUGACAUUGCAAAAAUUGCUGUGGAGUCUUCCAUUUCUUUUUCACAAUUAGAAACAGAAAUUAUUGGUCUCAAAGAAAUUGGAGAAAUUAAGUAUGAAGCAAAAUCUGAGGCAUAUCGCAUGGAAUUACUCCAAAAUGUAACAAAUGUUAUUGAAUUGUCUACCAUAAUCACAGAUGAAAUGAGAUUGUUAGAAAAGGUGAACGUAUCAAAAGUGCAAGCCAUGUUUAAACUGGCAAGAGAAUUUGUUGUUUCUGAUGAAGAGGCUCAAAAAACGAAUCCAACCAAAAAGCUUGGUAUGGAAAGGUUGAUCGACGAGUAUUUCACAUGUGAAAAUGAGCAAGAUUUUUUGAAGGACGAGGCUGAUGUUGUAAAAACAGAACUCAAAGGUAACGACAGAUCAGUCAUUCACUCUGACUGUUGUGUUCUACUUCGAAAAUACGAUACCAUUCCAAAUGCCAAGGUGUUGACAAAAAUUUUGACAGGCAUGUUGAUUUUUAUUCAUUGUUAG
Naegleria lovaniensis is the source of this 2574-nucleotide messenger RNA. RefSeq lists its product as uncharacterized. The transcript has 4 exons. Gene Ontology annotation, molecular function: nucleic acid binding; 3'-5' DNA helicase activity; ATP binding. Gene Ontology annotation, biological process: double-strand break repair via homologous recombination. NCBI's taxonomy places the organism in Eukaryota, Heterolobosea, Eutetramitea, Acrasida, Naegleriidae. The record is from RefSeq and is a predicted model, not a curated record. The coding region runs from base 1 to 2574 and encodes 857 amino acids. Gene Ontology annotation, cellular component: cytoplasm; nucleus; chromosome.